AUGCUUAUAAAUAAUAUUUUUAGUCUUUUAAAUGUAUUUACACGAUCCGAAUCAAGUCAAUUUAAAGAAAAAUGUGGCCAUAGUGUUCUAUUAAAUAAUAAUUAUUGGGUAUUACAACAAACACGCCAUGCACUAGAAGCUAUCUAUAAAAACGAACUAACAUUUGCUGCUUUACCUUGGAAUCGAAUUUCAAUGUCUAUUCAACAAGUAUACAAUGCUUGUUUAAUCGACGACAUAAAAUAUUCUAGAGAACGAAUGCACGUACGCAAAGCAACAUUAAAAGCAGGUACCUUACUUGCUAAAAAAGUCAAAGAUAUCAGUUACCCACCACGCUGA
Messenger RNA from Rotaria socialis, 336 nucleotides. The record is from the annotation of a GenBank genome assembly. NCBI's taxonomy places the organism in Eukaryota, Metazoa, Rotifera, Eurotatoria, Philodinida, Philodinidae.